AUGUCCCUCCACGUGGAUAAGCCAGACACCAUGCAAGGAGAACGUCUAGAUAUUCGAGCUACAAAUCUCGUGCCAAACGGUAUCUACAAGCUAGUGCUAAGGCUCAAGCACAAAUAUGGAACUCAUAUGUCAUUCGCUGUCUUUAAAGCGGAUUCAGCUGGCGAAAUUCACCUACCCACAGCAAAACCACUCAGAGGAACGUAUAAUGAGGCUGAUGCAAUGGGGCUAUUUAUGAGUAUCCAGCCUUGCGAAGAUUUCCCAUAUGGUGGUUACUUAAGAUGUACCCCACCUCUACCAUUCAUCUACAAUUUGAUUCUUCUCAACUCCUCUGAUCGUGAACUGGCUGUGGUCCCAAUCAAAAAGCAUUGGAUGCAUCCGAAACUGGAACGCACCGAAAUUGAAGAAGAUGGGUUCUGCGCAACGCUUUUCAAGCCUCCCGGAAAUGGACCUUUUCCUACUGUUAUCGACAUUUCAGGAACUGGUGGGGGACUUCAUGAGCACAAGGGUUCGAUGUUGGCAUCUGAAGGUUUUGUGGUUUUAUGCGUGGCGUUCUUCCAGUACAAAAAUUUGGUAACAACUCUGGAAGAGGUUGAGAUUGAGUAUUUCAAGAAGCCCAUAGAUUGGUUAAAGCGUCAGCCAUACACUAAUGGUCGCCUGGGUAUCCAAGGUGUCUCAUUUGGGGGAACAAUCGUUAACUUAUUGGCUUCACGCUUCCCAGAGGUUCUUUUUUUCAUCCACAUGAAGUCGACCGCCGCUCAACGUUUGAUGGAAACAGGACAUGAUGUAGAA
Strongylus vulgaris is the source of this 789-nucleotide messenger RNA. The record is from the annotation of a GenBank genome assembly. Lineage: Eukaryota; Metazoa; Nematoda; Chromadorea; Rhabditida; Strongylidae.